AUGUCCAAUAACGGCUGCUCAGAAGUCUGCAGCUCUUCUUCUCCUAGGAACUCUAGCCACGUUCCUGUCACCUCACCCAUUGGCCUUUGCUCCACUGAGAUGAGGUGUAGAGAUGCCCCUUGCUCUCCUACUAGCAGCCUGGGCAGCAACACACCACGUGACAACUACCAUGAGCCCUGCAGUGAACAUAGGAGCUGCCAAUCAACCAGCUGCAAUAGGAGCACUGGCAGCCCUUCAGCCAGCUCUCCAGUUACUUCAGGGAUAUCGGGAUCCCAGGAAGGAAACAGCUGUCUUCCUGCCACAUCCUGCAAUUCCAGCUUUGGUCGGCCAACAUCCUGUAGACAACCUUGGAGCUGCUUCCUUCCAAGCUACCAGUCUUAUGGCUAUCAACCCCUGGGCUACCUGAUCUAUGGCCGUCAACCGCUGAGCUAUCUUCCCUAUGAUCGUCCACCACUGAGAAACCUGACUUAUGGACCUGACCACUACAGGCCCGCAAGCUAUACAUACGGCAGGUUUCAACCACAUUCUUCUUCCUUGAGUGGUUGCCUUUAUCCUUACUAA
This is a messenger RNA of Myodes glareolus (Bank vole), 561 nucleotides long. The record is from RefSeq and is a predicted model, not a curated record. Lineage: Eukaryota; Metazoa; Chordata; Mammalia; Rodentia; Cricetidae.